AAACAGCGCAAGCACCCGGGACUUCGCAGGCUGGGCUCUCGGGGGACUCUUUUGUACUUGUUUCUAUUCGUUUUAUACACUUUGUAUUCGACUGUUUUCCUAAAGCACUUUUACUACUUUGAUAUUCAGGCGUCGGGUGAUUUAUCUGAGUUUGAUUUCCUGUAACUGGCUUGGUAACAGUGUAAGGAAAUACCUCGAGUCUCGACGGUUCAGCAAACAGAAACAAAAACACAAAAACAGGUGAAUCGUCGGAGGAUAUUCAAUGCUACGCGACAGCUUGUCAUCGUGAUCCGAUAUCCGAAAACGACACGCAUCUAGAUUUAUUCACACGAUGACUGCUGUGCUGAAUAUCCAGAGGUUACUGGAAGCAGCCGAAUAUAUAGAAAGGAGAGAAAGAGAGUCUGAACACGGAUAUGCCUCGACCUUUCCGUCUGUUCAGCACUCCAGCUGCCAGAGACAAAGGAAACUCCGAAAUAAAAAGUGCAGCAACCACCACAACAACAGGUCCACACACAAUGAGCUGGAGAAAAAUCGACGAGCCCAUCUUCGUUUGUGUCUGGAGCAGUUGAAGUCUCUCAUCCCGCUGGGACCAGACUGCAGCCGUCACACCACUCUGGGACUGCUCAACAAGGCCAAAGCACACAUAAAGAAACUGGAGGAAGCGGAGCGCAAGUCUCAGUAUCAGUUGGAGAGUUUGGAGCGAGAGCAGCGUCACCUCCAGAGGCGACUGGACCUGCUGCGGGGCGGCGGGGGUGUGCUGGAGGGCGAGAGGAUACACACUGACAGCGUAGGCUCCACCGUCUGCUCCGAGAGAUCCGACCGCUCCGACUCAGACCAAGAAGAGAUGGAGGUGGACGUGGAGGGCACAGAGUUCUCUCAUGGAGAGCUGGACAGCAUUAGCACAGCCAGCACCAGCGAUCUGGAUGACCACAGCAGUCUACAGAGCACUGCCAGCGAUGAGGGCUACUCCUCCUGCAGCAUCAAACUGGCCUUCAGCUCAUAAAACGAGCUCCCCCUUUACACACACACACACACACACACACUAUCCCAGCCCUCGAAAUUAGUCCUGCCUUCUAGCCACCUUUCCCUCCUCGACCAAUCAGAGACUCUUAUUUAAGUCAGGUGACCAGAACACCGCCCGCCCUAUAGAAUGCCUGAUGUUUUAAAUUAGUGAAUGUAUCUGAGAGAAUAUGAAUGAGAUGGAAACAAUCUGUGAUUGUGAUUUAAUUGGGUUAUUAGAAGGUUUUAUUCCUGAAUAAGAGACUUUUCUGAUAAUUGUCAUUAUCUAAAUCCCCUUUUUCCGAAAGGAAAGCUAAGAUGUAUAAAAAUAGAUGUUAAUUUAAUUCAAACCCCUGAUUGUUAAUUCUCUACAUGAAUGGGUCGUGAACUGGUCACUAGUGAACCAUUCAACUAAACCCACCCAAAUUGGAUCACCUGACAUGCGUAACUCCAUAUCAACACAAAAAGCCCCGAACCUGUUGAUUUCCUUCACACCCGGUCUAAUGGUUCUAAAGUCGCUGCUGAACGGCGACAAGGACUGUCAUUGGUGCUAUGUGACAAAAACCAAUAAAGCAGAAAGAUCUACUGCAUUCAUCAGAGAGAACUGAAGAACUACGAUCCCAUGGCUGUGGGAAUUUUUGGUGCAUUUAAAACUGUGGAGCUACUUUCCACGCAGCAGCUAAAACCCAGCGAUCUUGCACUCGACCGCAUAGAGCCCUCCGUAGAACUGGCACCAUGUCAGAGAAAUAUCCACCCCCGUGUUUAACUAUAGAUGUCUCUCCUGGCAGAAAUGAGCAAUAAACUCUUGUAGUCAGAUCAACACAUUAGCACUCCUACUCCUGAGACGCAACACUUGUGUCCGUCCAAAAGAGCAAUGCCAACUUGCUCAUUUUUGUACAUAAAUACGAUAGUUUCAUAAAUUAAAGUUAAAAUAAAAACUGAGUUGAAAAAAGGUAGUUACCCAUGGGUAGAAAUUGCCUCUAUUGCUGUAUGUCUUGUGUUUUGUGCAUUUGAAAUUAUAUUUUUGCAAAGAUUGACUAUCUUCCUCUUGAGAGUCUUUUGCGGUGGCAUGGACAGUAUUAUUUGUUCAUUAUGCUGGAUGAAACCGAAGUAGUUUCAAUUCUGUGGCUGCCCAGGAAUUUGACGACUUUCUUUAAAACGAAACAAAACUAAGAAAUCCAACACACUGAAGUACUUAAAAUCGGACACACAAGAACGAGUGACCGCAGGCAGUGGUCUGUUAAUAGCAUGCUAACUCUGAGUGACGCUCUUUAUUUAUUCGGCUUUAUGUUCAGAAUUGUAUUUCUUUUAAAGCUGAAAGGCAUUCCACUACUAGUAUCGUGCGCUGUGGACGUGGAGUCGAACUCUUCCUUCCCGCUGUACUAUGUUAAACUCUUAUUUUUUUCUUUUUAUUAUUAUUUUGUGUGAGAUGAAGCAUUCAGACUUCAUUAACUUUCCUUAAUUCGUUUUUAUUUUCUCCCCUUGAUCCGAAAGCGGAGGAAAGGGUUAACUUAUUUCAUUCGCCAUAUCCCUCCCUUUUAGAUUAUUCUCUUCUAAACCGUAAACUCACUCCGUCUGUGAAUUUAUUACUUUUAUUUUAUAUUUCCUCCCUAAAUGCAGAGCUGCGUUGUAGUGCGUUUUAAAGCCAAGUCUAAUUUGUAAACGCUCCGCCAGCAGUACGGACAUCUGCUAGGUGUCCCGAUCCAGCAUCAACCAAAUGCUUCUGGCUGCUGAACGGCCCAUAUGUGUGGAGUAGUUGUACUCACCCCAGUUAAGAGAGUUUUAGUUGGGUGUAAAUUCAUUGCGUUUAGAACAAACUCUUUUGGUCGUGCGGACGAGCGCCACGGAGGCGUUUUCACGCGCGUUGAACUGAACGCAACGGUGCUUUAUCAACACCUGGCCAAAUCACAGAUGUGAACCUCUGUUGUCUCCUCACGAGAGGACACGUUGCUUUUGUCUUUUAUUGUCCCUCCUUUUCAUUCUUAUUGUUUUAUGAAUCUGCACUAUUUAAAGCCAGGGCCCAUACUGAGAUGCCAGUGCUUUUGGUUUUGUUUUAUUUUAUUUUAUUUUUUGAAGAGAAUGGCCCGUGUCCUGUUGAGGCCACUGUACCGACCCAGGCCCGAAUUCAAGGACACUUCCCAGAGAAGUGGUGCUGAUCUUGGUCUGUUAAAGGCUAAGCUUUUCCGCACCGAAGGAACAGAGGUCCUGAUGAACCUGUGGCCAUUCUUUGUAAACAUGCACUCUGAUUCUAGCUGUGAGUUAAAAUGCAAUACUUACAAUAAACACCAAGAUUGUCAAAAAA
Sinocyclocheilus grahami is the source of this 3301-nucleotide messenger RNA. RefSeq names its product max-interacting protein 1. NCBI's taxonomy places the organism in Eukaryota, Metazoa, Chordata, Actinopteri, Cypriniformes, Cyprinidae. Gene Ontology annotation, biological process: regulation of transcription by RNA polymerase II. The record is from RefSeq and is a predicted model, not a curated record. The coding region runs from base 332 to 1003 and encodes 223 amino acids. Gene Ontology annotation, molecular function: RNA polymerase II cis-regulatory region sequence-specific DNA binding; protein dimerization activity; DNA-binding transcription factor activity, RNA polymerase II-specific. The transcript has 6 exons.